Messenger RNA from Rhododendron vialii, 1694 nucleotides. RefSeq names its product 7-deoxyloganetic acid glucosyl transferase-like. The transcript is spliced from 2 exons. The record is from RefSeq and is a predicted model, not a curated record. Gene Ontology annotation, molecular function: UDP-glycosyltransferase activity. Lineage: Eukaryota; Viridiplantae; Streptophyta; Magnoliopsida; Ericales; Ericaceae. The coding region runs from base 106 to 1569 and encodes 487 amino acids.
UGGACUGGUUGUUCUCUGUAUAUUAUGAAUCCAAUUGAACCAUUUCAACUUAAAAUAACUCCAAAGAUCUCUUUCUUGGAUACAAAGAGUAUACCACCUUGAGCCAUGGGUGAUCAAGAAACAGAGCUCCCUCCCCACGUGCUCAUCUUCCCCUACCCAGCACAGGGCCAUGUCAACUCCAUGCUCAAGCUGGCCGAGCUUCUCUGCCACGCCGGCAUCCACGUCACCUUCCUCCUCACCGAUCACAUCCACGGCCGCCUCCUCCGUCACAGCAAUGCCCCAUCCCAGUUGACCCGCUACUCCGGGUUCCGUUUCGAAACCAUUCCGGACGGGUUGCCCGAAGACGACCCGCGUGAUAAAAUCAUGGAGCUGUUCCGAUCGUUUACAGCGACGGCAAAACCACUUCUCGGAGAAUUGCUGAGGUCCGAUCGGGAAAAGGAUUCGGACUCGGGCCGGAAGCGGGUGUCUUGUAUUAUAGCCGACGGGAUAAUGAGUUUUGCCAUUGACGUUGCUGAAGAGAUUGGGAUCCCAGUCAUUGUUUUCAGGACGACCGCAGCCUGUAACUUUUGGGCCUACUUUUGUGGCCCCAAGCUCAUUGAAGCCGGUGAAAUUCCCUUUCAAGGAAACAAUAUGGAUGAACCUAUAAAAGGCAUUACCGGUGUGGAUGGUUUUCUUCGACGGCGAGACCUCCCAAGUUUCUAUCGUGCUAGAGAUAAAGAUGAUCAUGAUCACUUGCAAAUACUUUUGAGAGAAACCCUGCAAACUACUCGAGUACGAGCUAUGAUAUUCAACACGUUUGAAGAGUUAGAAGGAUCCAUUCUUGCUCAGGCUCGUUCCCAAUGUCCACAAAUUUAUACCUUAGGGCCACUCCACGCACACCUCAAGGAAAGACUUGCUUCACCGAUUACUUCAAAUAGUUUGUGGGAAGAAAAUAUGAGUUGUAUGACAUGGCUCGAUACACAACCGCUAAAAUCUGUGAUCUACAUAAGUUUUGGAAGUAUUACAAUGACGACAAAGGACCAACUAAUGGAAUUUUGGCAUGGUCUUGUAAAUAGUGGGAAACGAUUCUUGUGGGUUAUUCGACCAAAUUCUGUGAUGGGCAAAGAUUGGGAAAAUCAUUUAUCGGCGGAGAUAUUGGAGGCCACGAAAAAGAGAGGAUUCAUAGUUGGAUGGGCUCCACAAGAAGAGGUCCUAUGUCACAAAUCUACUGGCGGGUUCCUAACUCAUAGUGGGUGGAACUCAACACUGGAGAGCAUUGUCGCCGGAGUACCAAUGAUAUGUUGGCCAUGCUUUGGUGACCAACAUAUUAAUAGUAGGUUUGUGGGAGAGGUAUGGAAGCUUGGAUUGGAUAUGAAAGAUACUUGUGAUCGAGUCACAAUAGAGAAGGUGAUCAGAGAUCUCAUGGAUGUGAGGCGACAAGAAUUUAAACAAGCGUCCGACCGAAUGGCCAAAUUAGCUAAAAAUGCUGUUACUGAAGGUGGGUCAUCGUACGGUAAUUUGGAUUGUCUAGUUAGAGAUAUAAGAUUGAUGGGUGUAGUUUCAGCCGUAGAGAUGCAGCAUCAUGCAUGAUUGUAUUACCCCUCUAGGGGACUUUAAAACACUUGCAAGAAUUCGCAAGGUGUAUGGAUUUCUUAAAACCCAAACAAGUUUCUUUGAAAUUCACUCUCUGGGCUGGCAACCAACCAAGUGAUGUA